Messenger RNA from Cylicocyclus nassatus, 1218 nucleotides. The record is from the annotation of a GenBank genome assembly. NCBI's taxonomy places the organism in Eukaryota, Metazoa, Nematoda, Chromadorea, Rhabditida, Strongylidae.
AUGGGUUGCCCCUUCAAUGGAUCACGAGUCACAUUUAUGGAAAUGGCAGAAGAAGAUGCGCAAGCCGGAACAAACAAGGUUGCACUUGGUCAAGGAGUUACGUAUGGGCAAUACCUGCAACUCGACAAACUUCUCGACUGCCAGAAAUUAUUGUCCGAAGAGCAGGGUAAUCGUGUGAAUGACGAGCAUCUCUUCAUCAUCAUCCAUCAGUCAUACGAGCUUUGGUUCAAACAGAUCAUCUUUGACAUCGAUAUCGUUCGAAUGCUGCUAAACCAUACAAUUGUGGAUGAGACGAAAACAUUACGAAUUGUAUCCGGCCUUGAUCGAACAGUGCGUAUCCUCAAACUGCUCGUCGAUCAGAUAACAAUUCUUGAUACAAUGAGUCCCUUGGAUUUCGUCGAUUUCAGAAAAUACCUCACGCCUGCAUCGGGCUUCCAGUCAUUGCAGUUUCGACUCUUGGAAAAUAAAAUGGGAGUGCGCCUGGAAAGAAGAAUAAAGUACAAUGCACAACAUUACAAAAAUGUGUUCCUGAAAAAAGAAGACGUACAAGCCGUAGAAGAAAGUGAGCAUGAACCUUCUUUAUUGAUGCUUAUACAGAAUUGGCUUGCAAGAACACCAGGACUCAAAGAAACUGUCAUAGAUGGUGAAGUAGACGAAGGUUUCUGGACAAAGUAUGAGCGUGCAGUUGAGAGAUACUUGAACGACUUAUAUGAAGAGGCUAUGAAAGAAACCCUUCCACAGAAUGUUCAUGAUCAGCUAUUGGCUGAGUACUACAAAACAAAAGAUUCGUUCGCAACAAUCCUUGACCCAAAACAACAUGCACAGCAGAUUCUCAAUGGUACACGACUGCUAUCUCACGAUGCUAUGAAAGGUGCCUUGAUGAUCUACUUUUACAGGGAUAUGCCUCGUUUCUCACAGCCUUAUCAAAUACUCACAUACCUUAUGGACAUUGAUAGUUUGUUCACAAAAUGGAGAUACAAUCAUGUGAUUCUCGUGCAACGAAUGCUUGGUAGCAAACAAGGAACUGGUGGCAGUUCAGGUUACAUGUACCUGAGGAGUACUGUAAGUGACAAGUACAAAGUGUUCCUUGACCUCUUCAACUUAUCAACAUGGCUUAUCCCCCGAGAGUACAUUCCUACGUUAUCCCCAAGAAUGGUGAAGACAUUGUCAGAGCAUUCAAAUCUGAAUACAUCAAAUAUGUUGUCCGAGACCGAGUGA